Molecule: messenger RNA, 5957 nt
Organism: Boleophthalmus pectinirostris (great blue-spotted mudskipper)
Lineage: Eukaryota; Metazoa; Chordata; Actinopteri; Gobiiformes; Gobiidae
Product: B-cell lymphoma/leukemia 11B-like
Biological process (GO): positive regulation of transcription by RNA polymerase II
Cellular component (GO): nucleus
Molecular function (GO): DNA-binding transcription factor activity; RNA polymerase II cis-regulatory region sequence-specific DNA binding
Source: RefSeq, a predicted model, not a curated record
ACAAGUCGUCUCGGACCAAACUGGGGAAGCGUUGGACCACUCCGUGUUUGGAGAGACGACGGAGGCGCAGCAGCACGAGGAGGAGGAGGUGUCUUAUCUGCCCGUUUCGUUUACUCUUCUCCCUCCCUCGCGCACUCACGCACACUCUCCAUCAGCGGUGGCCAGCGGAGCCUAGAGUUGCCGCGCCGUUCCAAGACGCACAGGAGGUCGACUCGGUGCCAAAUCGGUCAGUUUUUUGGGAAGAACACGCAAGGACUGUGUGGAAUCCUAGAAAGCGCAGCGGCGUCCUGACCCCCAGAGCGUGGAGGAGCGCGGCCGAUUAAAACAGCAAUUUGUCUUCCGGAGAGCAGCGCGGUCCGGGAUUUGGAAACAGGUCCUCCUCCCGCCGUAAACACGCACGACACUCCACUACUCCGCGUUCAGGUGGACAUCUUCACCAAACAGUCACAAAGGGGGAGAGGAGAGGGGACAGCGGAUAGUUGAACGCCACAAAGGACCGACACCACGGUUCAAGCCGACUCCAAGUGCAGUUCACCGGGCGAUGCCAGAGUAAAUGCCGGGGCAAUGUCCCGUCGCAAGCAGGUGAACCCGCAGCACUUAUCUUUGACGCACAGGGAGACGGUACAAGCAGAAGCCAAUCAUGAUCCAGGGGCAGGAUCACCUUCUCCGUCGGCAGAAUCCUCCACCCCGAGCCCGCGCAGGACGGGCCCCGGCGAGCACGACCUGCUGACCUGCGGCCAGUGCCAGACCAACUUCCCUCUGGGGGACAUCCUGGUUUUCAUCGAACACAAGCGGCGGUUAUGCAGGGGGCUCCGGAGUCCGUCGGGGUCCUUCUCCAAACCGGGCGAAGCUGGCGCCACCAACGGGCUGCCCAUCUCCCCCCGCACCCGUCACCUGGAGCUGGGCAGGGGGCCGGUGGAGGUGGGGGUCCAGGUGUCACCGGGCGGAGACGACGAAGAAGAGAAGAGACUGACACCCGCCAAAGGAAUCUGCCCCAAACAGGAGAGAGGAGAUAAAGAUGAGCCAUCCAGCUACAUCUGCACGUCGUGUAAGCAGACCUUCACCAGCGCCUGGUUCCUGCUGCAGCACGCCCAGAACACCCACGGCAUCAGGAUCUACCUGGACCAUCACAUGGCCAACGCCGCCCUCACGCCCCGCAUGGCUCUGCCCCCACCCCCGGGUGCCGACGCCCUGCCCCGCUCUCCUCUGCCCACCUUCCUCGGUGACACCAGUAACCCCUUCCACCUCCUGCGCAUGGCCGCCCCCCUCUUCAGGGAACACCCCCCUCCCCCGGGGUACAUGGAAACACGUCUCCCCGCGACGCCGCCCUUCGUCAGCCCCCCUCCUCCCCCCAAACCUCCUCUCGAGCGGCUGGGCCCAGAAGAGAUGGGGCUGCUGUCCCAGCACCCCAGUGCCUUUGAGAGGGUGAUGCGUAUGCCCCCCAUGGACCCCCCCUCCAUGGACUUCUCCAGACGUCUGAGAGAACUGGCAGGUAACACCAACAACGGCGGGCCCACUCCUCCUCUCUCCCCCAACCGCGUUCCACCCAUGCACCGCCUGCUGAGUCCCACCCUCUUCCAGCCCGGGUCUAAGCCCCCGGCCUUCCUCACCUAUGCCCCCCAGCCUCCCACCACCCAGGUCAACCACAACUCCACCAGCCCAUCUGACCAGAACCAAGGCCAGGGUAAAUCUAAAUCUUGUGAGUUCUGUGGCAAAGUGUUUAAGUUCCAAAGUAACCUGAUUGUCCACAGACGCAGCCACACCGGAGAGAGGCCGUACAAGUGUCAUCUCUGUGACCAUGCGUGCUCCCAGGCCAGCAAGCUCAAGAGACACAUGAAAACACACAUGCACAAGGCCGGAUCCAUGAGCGGCUCCCCGGAGCAAGGGUCCAAAGGCGAGGGAGAGGGGGAGGACAAAAUGAGAGACGAGGAGGGCAGAGGAAUGGGCAUGGACAAUGAUGAGGAGGAGGAAGAGGAGGAGGAGGAGGAGGAAGAAGAGGAGGAGGAAGAGGAGGAGUUGAGAAAUGGCAGUCGUCCUGAUUCAAACUUAAGUGAGGACUCCCAGGAGUUCGGCCAAAACAGAGAGAACGGGCAGAGGCGGUCCCCUGAGGAGAAGACCAUGGGAGGGGACAGAAUUAUAGAGGGCACUGGAGUGGGCAUCAUGCACCCGUACAACCAUCUGGACAAUCACCUACGACUCAACCCCAACAAGAGAGGCCUGGAGCGGCAGCCCAACGGAGACGGAGGAGAGGACGAAGCACAGAGGAACGGAGAGCAAGAUGAGGAGAGAGAGAGGAACCAGCCGGACGAUCAGAGGCCUUUGAUGAACGGCAGGAUGAGCGUCUCCGAGGCAGACGCCUUCUCCGGAUUGUUCCAGCGCCGGCCAACUCCCAUUACCAUCCCCAGCCCGUCCAACAACAAGAGGAUCAAGAUCGAGAAGGAACAGCUUGAGCUCCCCCCGACCCUCCCCCUCAUCUCCCCGGAGAAUGUGUAUUCUCAGCUGCUGGCCGGUUACGCGGCAUCGCGACACUUCAUCAGAGAACCUUUUCUGGGAUUCACAGACUCGCGUCAGUCUCCCUUCGCCACCUCCUCAGAGCACUCUUCCUCAGAGACUGGGAGCCUGCGCUUCUCCACACCACCGGGGGAGCUGAUGGAUGCAGGCAGCGCCUCGGGUCGCUCCAACAGCAGCACCCCUCACCUGCUGCGGGGGCCGGGGCCCGGCAGACCCCCCAGCUCCAAAGACCGCAGAAAUGACACGUGCGAGUACUGUGGGAAAGUGUUCAAAAACUGCAGUAACCUGACGGUCCACCGGAGGAGCCACACGGGGGAGCGGCCGUACAAAUGCGACCUCUGCAGCUACGCCUGUGCACAGAGCUCCAAGCUCACCCGCCACAUGAAAACCCACGGGCAGUUUGGAAAAGAGGUUUACCGCUGUGACAUCUGCCACAUGCCCUUCAGCGUCUACAGCACGCUCGAGAAACACAUGAAGAAGUGGCACGGGGAACAUUUGAUGGCCAGCGAGGUCAAACUGGAGCAGGCCGAUAGAGGCUGAGCCAGCAGCACCCAAAGGCCACACACUGGGACCCAUAUACACAUAUGCACACACACGUAUGCACACACACACGUAUGCACACACACACACACACACACACACACACACACACACACACAAACUCCCUCAAAGCACUCUGUGGGGCUGGCUGCAGAAUCUAUCUCUACAUGAGACUCAUUAUUGUUUGUCUUUUUCUUGUCACAAACUGCCACCUGAGAAUAUUAACAAAGGGAAACUUUAAAAGAACUUGUCUGAGAGCCCAUCCUGGCAUUUCCAGACAAACUGUUUGAGGAUUUUAUCAGUUAGGAAUCCAUGGAGCCUUUCUACUGUGCAAUAAUUUCUGUAUUUAUUGGAUUUUUGUAAUGAUAUUUGGCAUGUGCAGGUACAUCUUUGUGGGAUUUCCUAUGGAAUUAGUUUUAAAAGUGUGCUAAAACAUUUUUUUUUUUUUUUUAAAUAUAACUGGAAGAAGUCACCCUUUUUCAAAUUUCUUUUGUUUCCUUUAAGGAAUUGUCAUUUAAGAUAAAACUGUGUGAAACAGUAGCUUUUAAAAAAUGAUGUUUUCUAUUUGAACUGCAGCAGCGGACUACAAUCCAUGUCCUCACCAGGCCUAAAGCACUGAAUGUCACGCCGACAUUAAAACUCCACCUGGAUUUAAAAAAUCCAACAUUUACAUUUUCAGGGGAAAUCUAUUUAGAACAUUGGCAUGCGACUAUUCUCGAUGCAGUUCCUGUUGCUGUCCUGACGGGACAUAAAUAAAAGGUUGCACUUAAAGGAGGAGCCCUGAUGCUCAGAACAGUCCCAGCAGAGUCCAAGCCCGGUGUAAAAUGUUGAAUAAGUUAAGACUACUUGUGAUUAAUGUGAGAAGAACAGUCCUGUUUAUGGUUUGUAAAUAUUUUCUUUUUUUAUGCUGAGAAGUCGCCCUGAUACGACACAAAAAGCCUAAACUUUAACAAUCAGAGACCAGCUGCUUCAUCGCCCACACACUCCAUCUCCCAUAAUGCAUCUCCCAUAAAGCAUGCACACUUUUGUCAUUCACCAAUUGAUUUCAAACUUCCACAGCCAACACGUCCGCAGUCACAAAACCUCCCUCUAUAUUUAUUUCGCUGUUGUGUUUCCAUACGAGAUUUCAGUGAUUUUUCUUUAUAGACACAAAUAUUAUAAUUAUUAAACAGAGUCACCCACCUGCAGCGUAGAAACACACAAUACACAUACAGCUUUCAUUCUUCUAUCACAACUACACAGAACAGCUUUUACUUCAACAUUUGGAACAAUAAUAUUUCAUAUCAUUAUCUGAAUCUUAAUGGAAACACAACACGCGACCUCCCCAAAGUGUUGAACUGAAGCCCUAUCGGUAUGUGUUCGCAUGUGCUCUCUCCGCUGUGUGCGCUAAGUCUUUUAACACUCCACCAGCUCGCAUUCAGCAUUAGAGGCGCUUUUAGACCGAAUUUGUGUGCUCAAUCGCCACGGCAACGCGAUACAAUUUGAACAGAUUUCCGAGACAGUGUGCGCCGCGGUGACAUUCAGGGAUUACACCUCUUUUGGAUUAUUUAUUUUUAUUAUUUUUUUCACGAAAAGAAUCUGAUGCAUGAAAACUAUAUGAUAAUUUGGGCUGAAUUGGCUCGACAACCUUCUGCACGGGCUGGUUUCAAACGGUAAAAUAAAAGGAUUUAGAUGGAAUUGAUGAAAUGUAUGUAAGAAGAGAGAGAGGAAAAGAGAAAGAGAGAGAAGCAGGGAGCAGGGCCUUGACCAGAGUCAUUCAAAUCAAAUUGGAAACAUAUGGAAAGUGUGUAUUAUUUCGUAGCCAAACUCACAUGGACUGGCCGGUGUAUAGCGCGGCGAGAGAGAGGCAGGAGACACAGAGAGGCCACAUCAAAAGAAAAUUGAUACGAGUUUCAUUUCGCGAAACCCUCCCCCUCCACCGUCGAAAAUCAUCUUCACAUUUUGAAACUUUUGACCUGCUUUUUGGUCCACUGUCAGCUUCUAUCUGCGCCAAUUUCGUCUGAUAGGAAUAUACAGUGCUUUUGAAUGCAACGUGAGUCCCUUAUAGCCAGUGGUGACGGCAUAGGUUAUACAUUGUAAUGAGCGGCUUCACAGAGAGAGAGGGGCUUGCUUACAUGUGUUGAUGCAUGACUGCAAAAAAUCAAGAUCUGGUGGUGUACGCACAGGAAAACUUUGAGCGAGGCCAAAUUGAGCCAUACUAUGGAAUAUAUAUUGCAAAAAUAUAGGAACGCUGACACAUAUCCAGAUCCCUUGUGGACAUUCAGUCUUACAAUGUUUACAGUGUUGAAGUUAUGAAAAAAACUUGUAUGUGUUUUUAAAAAAGUAUUGCUUAGGACGCCAUAAUAUUUUUUGUAUGCUGGUGGAGGGACUUUUAUCAUGUUUCUGUAUUUUUGGAAAUUGUAAAACUGCAAAGUCAUUCCAGAAUAUUUUUAUUGCAAUUUGGUGCCAUUUUUUAAACACUUAUUUUCAUUUUUUUUUAAUGUUUUUAUGAAUGUUGUUGGUUUGGUGAAGCAAUCCGUGUAUGGAUAUAAAACUAGAAAAUCUAAAAGAGGAGUUUCUGCAGGGGAACCUAAAACGGUGCAUACUUUUCCCAAUCAAAUAAGACAUGUUGAGUUCUUUUUUUCCUCAUAGUUUGUUGAAGUUCUUGUGAUGGCACUUAACAGUUGUAAUUUGGCAAACAUACUGUAUACAUUUCUCCAUAUUUCACAACCUUCACUCACUCUUUGUACAAAAAAUGAUAAGUUUCCUUGUUCUUAUUUGGGGGGAGUGCAUUGUUGUGAAAAAAGUGAUUUCUGAACAGUCCACGUCAUGCUGUUUGGGACAUAUAUGUAUUUUUGUAAUGUGUUGAAAAAUCAAUACAAGAAAGCCAACACUUCAAUAAAUGUUGCAAUUGCUCUAUGACUCAA